CAGGCGCCCUCUAGUUUCCGGCGCGGGUGGCCCGGCAGCGGCAUCAGCAGCGGCGGCGGCGGCAGGAGCCGAAGGCGCGGAUGGCCAGCUACAAGGCCGCCGACUCCAAGCGGGAGCAGUUCCGCCGCUACCUGGAGAAGUCCGGCGUGAUGGACACCCUCACCAAAGUCCUGGUGGCGCUGUACGAGGAGCCCGAGAAGCCCAACUGCGCCCUGGACUUCCUGAAGCACCACUUGGGAGCCGUGGCGCCGGAGAACCCCGAAGUGGAAGCUCUCCGCCUGGAGGUAGCCGAGAUGAAAGAGAAGUACGAGGCCCUCCUGGAAGAAAACCGGAAGCUGAAAGCGAAGCUCGCCCAAUAUGAACCGCCGCAGGAAGAGAAGCGCGGAGAAUAAGCCUCCUUGUGUUACUUCAAUAAAAGAUCUGGUGGUGUUGGC
This is a messenger RNA of Candoia aspera, 434 nucleotides long. It is a transcript of the gene MYCBP, whose product is annotated as MYC binding protein. Gene Ontology annotation, cellular component: nucleus. Gene Ontology annotation, biological process: regulation of DNA-templated transcription. The record is from RefSeq and is a predicted model, not a curated record. NCBI's taxonomy places the organism in Eukaryota, Metazoa, Chordata, Lepidosauria, Squamata, Candoiidae. Bases 81 to 392 code for a protein of 103 amino acids. The transcript is spliced from 6 exons. Gene Ontology annotation, molecular function: transcription coactivator activity.